CAUUUGCAAACCUAGUGUAUUCGUGGAGACAUUUUUAAUAUACAGACAAUUUUGUGUAUUGUUGUUAAUUCAUCCCCUAAAUAGCUAUAGCAGCACAAAUAUCUUUCCUACUAUUCGAGAGUCAUCGAAAAAACGCACAUACACACUGGCAAAUUGAAGAAAAUUGAGCACAACAUCUCGGUGAAGUUCAAUUUUAUAUGAUAGAGAGUCACUAGUCAUGUAGACGGAUAUCAUGGGUACAGGACGUACAAUAUUUUUCAAAAAUGGACUUAACUGUGCCACCAGAGCUCGAAGAGCUUAUUUUGUGUAGUUGCUGCUUUUUGCCCUUCAACGACACCGAUUCCAUUCCAAAACUUUUAAGUUGUCGUCAUUAUUUUUGUUUAAAAUGUGUCAAUUCGUUAAUGCAAAAAGGUAGCGAACUUUAUUGUAUGCACUGUUGGAAACGUACGGAAGUACCCGGUCCCGAAAUGAAACCGGACAAUCUGCCAACAUAUGGUGCAAUAUUAUUUUUAACACAGAAUAUGAGUAUGCUGAGCAUAUGUAAACCGAAAAUAUCAUCUGGCAAACAGCGUUCAUCAUCGUCAACAUCAUCUGUUAAUUCGAACAAUGGCGGUGGUGGUAAUGGUUGUGGCGGCGGUAACACCACCACAAACAGUAAUUCUAGUUCAACAACUACCAGCGGAAAUAGUGGUAGUUCCAGUUCUCAAUCAGACGUUACAUUAGCACAAGCAAACAUAAAUACUACAAUUAAAAAGGGCGAAAACUGCAUGACACAUGCAAUGCCAAAUACGUUAUGGUGCACCAAAUGCAGUAUACUUGUGUGUCGAGCAUGUGCAGCAUCUGAGGACCACAGAAGCCAUAUAGUUAAAAGCCACGGCGAGGCUAAAGAAACUAUUCAAACCGAUAUUUCUAAUGAGCUUUUUUCAAUGCAAAAAACACUAAACGAUGUACAACAUUUAGUUUUGAAACAACGAGAUUUUUUGCUUAAGAUUUUAGAAUCAUGUACAGCAUUAAAAACUCAAAUCGAAACAGAGUUAAUCAAUCACAUACCCACCCUUGAAAUCGCUGAAAUGCGUGAAAGUUUAUGCAAAGCUAAAAUUUGUUUAGAUAUGCUGGAUAAACAGUCGCCCGCCGAUGCACUUAAGUUGUAUACUACAUUACAUUUAGAGAAGCAACGUUUGAUAAGCAGGUACCAAGAAAUGUUCCUACAAUGCAAACUUGAUGAUUUGAUUAAAAAUUAUGGCAUUGUUUUUGAUUUUGAUCUGAUCAAACAAGCCCUUGUUCAAUUACAUAGCUGCGUUAUAGGUGGUGGCAAUUUUGAUACAUUUAGCUCCUUGAAUGGGGCAACAAUGCACCAUCAGAAUCCAGUGUUAUUGCUGGCAAAUUACUGUAUUUCACAACUAUAUUCUCGACACGUUUUGACUAUGAAACAACAGCAAAUACUACUUAGUAAUGGCAGUAGUGUUUACUAUCAAUCAAAUCUUCAUCAUACACAAUCAUCACAAGCCAAGGUCCCACCGCAACCUAAUCAUAGUAGUCAGUCCCCACCACAAGAAGGAGGAACUGCUCAAGUUAAAACCUAUGCCGAUAUAACAACCAGUUCGCUAAAAUCGAAUCAAAAUCAUCAACACCCGAGCAGUACGACAUCAUCUAACAAUGUAUUUGAAAACCAUCAUGGUGAAGGUGGUUUAGGACCAGUAGCUCCACCUAAUGGGGUACGAAUGUCAGCACCUCCAACAGAUACCUAUGCAGGUAAUGACUUUAAUGGCUUGACCGUUCCAACACUUACAAUGAUACAACACAUGCAUCAAAAACAACAACAACAUUCCAACCAAAUACAAAAAUCUAGAGGACAACAGCAGCAACAAGCGAAUACAACAGCUAAUCUUUUAUGCAGUCCCAGUAUUCAUGUGUAUCCGAUUUAUUAUUUUAACAUUGAUAUGAAUGGUCAAACGAUUGGGCGUAUACUGAUUGAAGUUCGAAACGAUGUUGCGCCAAAAAUGGCUAACAAUUUUGGAGCACUUGCCACUCAUGAACUUGGAUUUGGAUACAAAGGUUGCCAAAUUUUUCAGUGCUGGGAAAAUGAAAGUAUUAUAACUGGUGAUUUUGAGCUUAAUAAUGGCCGUGGUGGACGGUCGGUUUUUGAAGAGAAUUUUUUCAUGCCUGACGAUACAAAAAUUUUAGCUAUUCGUGGUUCAGUCGGUAUGCGCCGCAGUCAGAAACGACAUGAUAAUAUGGGUUUGGUUGGUUCUCAAUUUCGUGUAAUACUUCGAGAAAUGCGUGGAUUUACUGGCAUUUUUGCAUUCGUUGUUGAUGGUCUAGAAUUAGUUGAGAAAAUAAGUCAAACAGGAGAUUCUGCAGGAAAGCCGCAGAGUAAUGUUGUGAUUCAAAACUGUGGUAAAUAUCAGUAGGAUAUAGAACAUGCUUGUAAAAAAAAAAUAUAUUUUUUUUUUAAUUUCACCUCUUCAUUGAAAAUAUAUAUUCUUUUAAGCUUCAUUUUUAUUCCAUGUGACAAUUAAAAAUAUGAAAACUAUUACAAUUUAUCUAGAAAAAAAAAUAUAUAUUUAAAAGGGUAUUUAAAUUGCGCGCAUUUGUUUGACAAAUAAAAUACUUCUAAAAGGUACCUGUUAAUAGAGAGAAAAAAAUAUAUAUAUAUAUUAUUUUUAUAUAACAGCCGACAUUGUUUUUUCUAAUAAAUUUAUUUUUGCGUUUCUCUUCAAUCAAUCUUCUUCGGAACUUGCAUUUCCCAAAGUUUUUUUUUAAGUUUAAAAUUUUUUUAAAUACUACGAAAAUUCAUUUAUGAUGGGAGUUGAAAUUCACUUUGAAAUUGGGAAUUUUCUUUUGACCCAUAUUAAUUUGUUCUUUCAACACUUUUUUGUUUUAAAAGAAUUCAUAUAACAGGCACUUUGGUUAUUUGAAUAAUUCAAACCGUAUCAGAGUUAUUUAUAAAAUCAUAUUCCUAAAGACAUUUUUUCUGUUUAAAAACGAUUCUUUUAUCUUAACCGUUAUUAACUCAUGAGUAGUAGAUCUAGUACAUUUACUGGUAGAUCUACACUUUUUAUCACUUAUCCAUAUAUAAAGAAAAUUAAAUGUCCACUAAAAAAAAAUGAGCUGGCAAUGGUGUUUAAGAUCCAGCUGACACUCACUUAGAAAAAUUAAAUUAAAUUUUAAAAGAGAAGUUUAGUGGUCCACGCACAGGCUAUCAGACGUCCCGAUUUUGGCGGGCUAGUCCCGAAACAUAAAGUGGUUGUUCCGAAUUAGGUACCAAAUGUCCUGAUUUGUCCCGGACAUAUUUCGGUUUCUAAUCAGUUUGAUUUAGAAUUAAAUCUUAACUUAAUUAAAAAAAUUAUUUUCUUAUCAACUUUUUCUUAAGAAAAUAAAUAAGGAAAUUUUUAAAUUUGUAAUAGGAAUUUCUCUUCGAAACACUAUGAACACUGGUUUCAAUCAUCGUAGUAUUGGUUUUGUUUGAAAUCUCGAAAUUGGUUUGAUAUGAAACCAAUACUUGCCGAUCAAUGAAAAAGCUUAAAAUAUGUUGUGCAAAUUGUUUAAAAAUUGUAACCAAGUUAAUAUUUAAUGUACAUGUAUUAAUAAACAAAACAUACAAAUGUACAUAUAAAUUUACUAUAAACUUUAGGAAUAGGUACAAAUUACGCAGAAAGCAAAAUUUGAUGUUUUAUUGAUGUCGCCCUAAGCUUAUCUUUUUUUUUAAAUGUUUAGGGAAAACUAUAAUUGACGGAAGGUGGCUGACGCUACAGGGUGCAAAUAUAGAAAAUGUAAUGGAUAAGAACUUAACGAAAAAAGUGAAACAGCAUUCGGAACCGCACUUGACUGAAUUAAACUUAUCAAAGUGUUAAGGCAGAACAGAUUUGCAUUCCUUUUAUUUAUUUAACUAUGGGUACCUAACUUAUGCUUUUGACUUUUUGACUGCUUCCUCCUACUAUAAUAAUUCUGCCUUUAUACUUUGGUAAAAUACACUGAAAUUAAUUUUGCGACUCAAAAUUGGUUUCCCAAAAUUGCAAAUGUUUUGGACAUUAUAUAGGUCAAAAGAAACAAUUUUAAAAUAUCGUAAAUUCUUCAUUUAAAAUUAAAAAAAAAAACAUUAAGAUAAAAGAGUCAUGUCUCACAUGCCAUCUUCGUUCCUUUUGUUAAAUGUACUUUUUGGUACAUAAUUUAUAUACUCUAAACAACUUUGUAGUUCGUUGUGACCACUACUUUGUACACGAAAAACUUAUUGAAUUACGAAAAUAUUCAAGAAACAAAAAAUAUAAAUGAAUUUUCCCAAGAUCUCUAUAAAGAUUUUUCUGAUGAAAUACAAGAAAAAGUAAACCGAAGAUACAAUUCAUUUGACAUUAAACCAAACAGAGACAGUUCACCCUACAUUAUGAUCUUUCAAAACAGUAAUAAGAAAAGAAUUACAAAAAAAAAAACUAGUAAAAUUCAAAAAAUAAAGACUUUCUAAGUAAACGUUAAGAA
Episyrphus balteatus (marmalade hoverfly) is the source of this 4473-nucleotide messenger RNA. RefSeq lists its product as uncharacterized. The transcript has 2 exons. The record is from RefSeq and is a predicted model, not a curated record. NCBI's taxonomy places the organism in Eukaryota, Metazoa, Arthropoda, Insecta, Diptera, Syrphidae. Gene Ontology annotation, biological process: protein peptidyl-prolyl isomerization. Gene Ontology annotation, molecular function: peptidyl-prolyl cis-trans isomerase activity; zinc ion binding. Bases 264 to 2411 code for a protein of 715 amino acids.